AUUCCAUAUUAUUCCUUACCACGCGGUCUCUUAUUCUAAUUACUACCAAUCUAACAUUACGUUUCAAGGCACGCGCAAUGAGAACCAAUCGCGCGUACGUCAACCGAGGAAUAGUAACAGAGUCGUUAAAGACCGGCCUCAAAACGAUCUCCCUCUUUGCUUUCUUUUGGUUUUUGUUCCUCUAUAUAAACAAACAGCCCAUUGGCAACCCUCUAUUCUAUUAGUAUACUAUUCUCCAAUAAUAUAUACCUCUACCUCUCCCUCUCCCUCUCCCUCUCAAACCAAUAAACCAAAACGUAGAGAAGCCUUAGAAUUAAACAACACAAACCUCUCAAGAAUAUAAUUAAUGGCUUCUCUCUCAUUCUCCAGGGUAACAUUGAUGAUGGUCCAGCUUGUCCUUUCUUUAACUCUCAUGUUGCCAUCAGCCUUGGCUGGGGUCAUCUGUGAAGACCUGCCACAAGACUUGUGCGCCUUCGCCAUCUCAGCCUCGUCCAAGAGAUGUUUGCUGGAGAGCAUCCCACGUCACAACGGGCCAACCGAGUACCAAUGCCGCACUUCCGAGGUGGUGGUCGACAAGAUGUCUAACUGGAUUGAGACCGAUGAAUGUGUCAGGGCUUGUGGUGUCGACCGCAACUCUGUCGGUAUCUCAUCUGAUGCACUCAUGGAACCACACUUUGCUUCAAAGCUCUGCUCCGUUGCAUGCUACCAGAACUGCCCCAACAUCCUUGAUCUUUACUUCAAUCUCGCAGCCGGUGAAGGUGUUUUCCUGCCAGACCUUUGUGAGGCUCAGAGAGUGAAUCCUCACCGGGCGAUGGUGGAGCUCCUAAGCUCCGGGGCAGCACCUGGACCGGUGACCAGCAGUGAAGUCGGUAGUAUUAAAGGAUCAGCUGUUGCUGACCCCUCAGCUCCUGCUCCAGCACCAGCACAAGCUUAAUUUAAUUUAUUUAUUAUAUGUGUCUUUGUUUUUUUAAUAUUAAUUAUGGGUAAAUCCUCAGUUGGGAGAUCGAGUUAUAUUAAUAUAUUGUCUGGGACUCUUUGUUCCCUUGAUAUACGUGUAUUUCUUUAUAUAUAAACAGAAUAUUGUGUUUUGUUUGUUCA
Messenger RNA from Dioscorea cayenensis subsp. rotundata (Guinea yam), 1098 nucleotides. RefSeq lists its product as uncharacterized. The transcript is spliced from 2 exons. NCBI's taxonomy places the organism in Eukaryota, Viridiplantae, Streptophyta, Magnoliopsida, Dioscoreales, Dioscoreaceae. The record is from RefSeq and is a predicted model, not a curated record. The coding region runs from base 347 to 934 and encodes 195 amino acids.